Drosophila serrata is the source of this 7058-nucleotide messenger RNA. RefSeq names its product calcium voltage-gated channel subunit cacophony (gene cac). Gene Ontology annotation, molecular function: high voltage-gated calcium channel activity; calcium ion binding. Gene Ontology annotation, biological process: chemical synaptic transmission; calcium ion import across plasma membrane. Lineage: Eukaryota; Metazoa; Arthropoda; Insecta; Diptera; Drosophilidae. Gene Ontology annotation, cellular component: membrane; voltage-gated calcium channel complex. The record is from RefSeq and is a predicted model, not a curated record.
UCGAAUUUGUUUCCAUUAAAAAGAAAACAGUUCUUGUGUGCAAUAACAACACGGCAAUGUCCGCUAACUGAAGGAUAAUAAAAGACCAAAAGCGAAAGCUGUUCCACCAUCACCAUCACCACAAUCAACCCAUAAUAGACUCAUCAUCAGCAUCGUAACUCCACGCAACGCAGCAACAUUUAAUCAACAACAUUAAAAAUAAAACCAAAAACGUAAAAACCAAAACAAAAAUCAACAAGAACAUAGAAAGGAUCAGAUCAGAGCAGGAGAAAAUUCAGCAGAGGAGAAGGACGAUACCUGAAAUCGUCGCAUCCGGGCCAGGAAUCUUCCAGAUUCCACAACAAAUCAGUAGCCAAGUCAUCGGUCUCUCGAGCUAAAUGUCCAGUUGCCGCUAUCGUGCCAUGCGGACGGCGUGUCACUCCCGACAAAUGCGUAUUGUGGUUCACCUUGUGUAAUAUAAUUAUGGCCGAGCGGUCGUUACAAAAGUAUCAGAAAUUGGAUAUAGUGACGGUUGGAAGCGGCUCAGGAAGUAGUGCUAGCAGAGCAUCAACAGGACUUCUUAGGCGGGGGCACUUGGGUCGAAAGGGAGCCCAUCGCUUAGCUGAUAGAAUGGGUGGCCCGAAAAAAGAGGAAAACCCGCCAGGUGGUGGUCCGACGUCAUUGUUUAUCCUUACCGAGGAUAACCCAAUUAGGAAGUACACACGAUUCAUCAUAGAAUGGCCGCCCUUUGAAUACGCUGUGUUAUUGACAAUCAUAGCCAACUGUGUUGUGUUGGCGCUAGAGGAGCACUUGCCAGGGGGCGACAAGACAGUAUUGGCUCAAAAAUUGGAAAAAACGGAGGCCUAUUUAUGCAUUUUCUGUGUAGAAGCAUCGCUCAAGAUCCUCGCCUUAGGGCUUGUUCUGCAUAAACACUCCUAUCUCAGGAAUAUUUGGAACAUCAUGGAUUUUUUCGUUGUAGUUACGGGAUUCAUGACACAGUACCCACAAAUAGGGCCCGAGGUAGACCUAAGAACACUUAGAGCCAUUCGUGUGCUACGGCCCCUAAAAUUAGUGUCUGGAAUUCCUAGUUUACAAGUAGUUUUAAAAUCUAUAAUCAAGGCGAUGGCACCUUUACUGCAAAUCGGUCUCUUGGUGUUGUUUGCAAUCGUAAUAUUUGCAAUCAUUGGACUCGAGUUUUAUUCGGGCGCACUGCAUAAGACUUGUUAUAGCUUAGAAGAUCCAAACAAAUUAGUGAAGGAGGGCGAAUCAGAGACGCCUUGCAACACGGACAACAUCACGGAGAAGACGACUGGCUCCUUUGUGUGCAACAACAGCACGAGUAUGUGCCUGGAGAAGUGGGACGGACCAAACUCGGGCAUCACCAGUUUCGAUAACAUCGGCUUUGCCAUGUUGACCGUAUUCCAAUGUAUCACAAUGGAGGGCUGGACGUCAAUACUAUAUUGGACCAACGACGCAUUAGGUUCAGCAUAUAAUUGGAUAUAUUUUGUGCCUCUAAUAGUUAUAGGCUCAUUUUUUAUGCUCAACUUAGUUCUUGGUGUCUUAAGUGGAGAGUUUUCGAACGAACGAAACCGUGUCGAGCGUCGCAUGGAGUUUCAGAAAUGCCGCUUUCGGGCCAUGUUUCAGACCGCAAUGGUCUCGUACCUUGACUGGAUCACACAAGCAGAGGAGGUAAUACUCGCUGAGGAGCGUACAACGGAAGAGGAGAAAAUGCACAUAAUGGAGGCCCGAAGACGAAACGCGGCCAAGCGGAAAAAGCUGAAAAGCUUGGGCAAAUCCAAAUCAACAGACACCGAAGAAGAGGAGGCCGAGGAAGACUAUGGGGAUGAUGGAUAUCUGAAAACCCGGUCGAAACCCCAAGGCAGUUGCACCGGAUUCUGGCGAGCGGAGAAGAGGUUCCGCUUCUGGAUCCGGCACACGGUGAAGACGCAGUGGUUCUACUGGUUCGUGAUAGUCCUCGUCUUUCUGAACACAGUCUGCGUGGCCGUCGAGCACUACGGCCAGCCCUCGUUCCUCACGGAGUUUCUGUACUAUGCGGAAUUCAUCUUCCUCGGCCUGUUCAUGUCAGAGAUGUUCAUCAAGAUGUACGCGCUGGGUCCAAGGAUCUACUUUGAGUCGUCGUUCAACCGAUUUGAUUGCGUUGUCAUUAGUGGUUCGAUAUUCGAGGUGAUCUGGUCCGAGGUGAAGGGCGGCUCCUUCGGCCUGUCCGUGCUGCGUGCGUUGCGUCUGCUGCGCAUCUUCAAGGUCACCAAAUAUUGGUCGUCGCUGCGCAAUCUGGUCAUCUCCCUGCUGAACUCGAUGAGAUCGAUCAUCUCGUUGUUGUUCCUGCUCUUCCUGUUCAUACUCAUAUUCGCCCUGCUCGGCAUGCAGCUAUUUGGCGGCCAAUUCAAUCUGCCCGGAGGCACGCCCGAGACCAAUUUCAAUACAUUCCCGAUAGCACUGUUGACCGUAUUCCAAAUCCUGACCGGCGAAGAUUGGAACGAGGUCAUGUACCAGGGCAUCAUAUCCCAGGGUGGUGCCCAGAAAGGAAUGAUUUACUCUAUAUACUUUAUCGUUUUGGUACUCUUCGGAAAUUACACGCUAUUGAAUGUGUUCUUGGCUAUCGCCGUUGAUAAUUUGGCGAAUGCCCAAGAACUAACAGCAGCCGAAGAGGAACAAGUCGAAGAGGAUAAAGAGAAACAACUGCAGGAGCUGGAGAAGGAGAUGGAGGCCCUUCAGGCCGAUGGCGUUCAUGUGGAGAACGGCGAUGGCACGGUCGCCACCAGCAAGGCCAAAAGCAAAAAGAAGGAGGAGGAAAAGAAGGAGGAGGAGGAAGUGACCGAGGGCCCCAAGCCAAUGCUGCCAUAUUCAUCAAUGUUUAUACUAUCACCGACAAAUCCCAUACGACGCGGCGCCCAUUGGGUUGUUAAUUUACCAUAUUUUGAUUUCUUCAUUAUGGUUGUCAUAUCAAUGUCAUCAAUAGCAUUAGCAGCCGAAGAUCCCGUUCGAGAGAACUCGAGGCGAAACAAGAUAUUGAAUUAUUUUGAUUAUGCAUUUACCGGCGUAUUCACGAUAGAAAUGUUGCUGAAAAUUGUAGACUUGGGUGUGAUACUGCACCCUGGCAGCUAUUUAAGAGAAUUCUGGAAUAUUAUGGAUGCUGUGGUCGUUAUAUGCGCUGCUGUUAGUUUCGGUUUCGAUAUGAGCGGUAGCAGCGCUGGACAAAAUUUAUCGACUAUUAAAUCGCUACGCGUAUUGCGUGUCCUACGUCCAUUGAAGACCAUUAAGCGAGUACCAAAAUUGAAAGCCGUCUUCGACUGCGUCGUGAACUCAUUGAAAAAUGUUGUUAACAUUCUAAUCGUGUACAUAUUGUUUCAAUUUAUAUUUUCUGUUAUUGGAGUCCAAUUGUUCAAUGGAAAAUUUUUUUAUUGUACGGACGAAAGUAAACAUACUUCCGCAGAGUGCCAGGGCUCGUACUUCAAGUACGAGGAGGAUGAGCUGCUGCCCAAACAGGAGCUGAGGGUGUGGAAGCCACGUGCCUUUCACUACGACAACGUUGCCGCCGCGAUGCUGACACUCUUCGCCGUCCAGACCGGCGAGGGAUGGCCACAGGUCUUGCAACACUCAAUGGCUGCCACUUAUGAAGAUAGGGGUCCAAUCCAAAAUUUCCGGAUCGAAAUGUCCAUAUUUUAUAUUGUGUAUUUUAUUGUAUUUCCAUUCUUCUUCGUCAACAUAUUCGUGGCCUUGAUUAUUAUUACGUUUCAAGAGCAAGGCGAAGCUGAGUUACAAGAUGGUGAAAUUGACAAGAACCAGAAAUCCUGUAUCGAUUUCACAAUCGGCGCACGACCUCUCGAGCGUUAUAUGCCCAAAAAUCGUAACACCUUCAAGUAUAAAGUUUGGCGAAUCGUUGUGUCAACGCCUUUUGAGUACUUCAUUAUGAUGCUGAUCGUAUUCAAUACGCUCUUGUUGAUGAUGAAGUAUCACAAUCAAGGAGACAUGUAUGAAAAGUCACUGAAGUACAUCAAUAUGGGAUUCACUGGGAUGUUCAGUGUGGAAACUGUGCUGAAAAUCAUUGGAUUCGGUGUUAAGAACUUCUUCAAGGACCCUUGGAACAUAUUCGAUCUGAUCACCGUUCUGGGCAGCAUUGUGGAUGCACUGUGGAUGGAAUUUGGGCACGAUGAUUCGAACUCAAUCAACGUCGGCUUCCUGCGCCUGUUUCGUGCGGCGCGUCUUAUCAAAUUACUCCGUCAAGGCUACACAAUACGCAUCCUCCUGUGGACAUUUGUACAAUCAUUCAAAGCACUCCCCUAUGUCUGUUUGCUUAUAGCCAUGCUAUUUUUUAUAUACGCCAUUAUUGGCAUGCAGGUGUUCGGGAAUAUCAAACUAGGUACAGUGGAAAAUUCCAUUACUAGGCACAACAACUUCCAAUCAUUUAUUCAAGGCGUCAUGUUGCUAUUCAGGUGUGCAACUGGCGAGGCCUGGCCAAACAUCAUGCUGGCCUGCCUGAAGGGCAAGGCCUGUGACGAGGACGCCGAGAAGGCACCUGGCGAAUACUGCGGAUCGACGCUGGCCUACGCCUACUUCGUAUCGUUUAUAUUCUUUUGCUCCUUCCUGAUGCUGAAUCUGUUCGUCGCCGUCAUCAUGGAUAACUUUGAUUAUCUAACGAGGGACUCCAGCAUAUUGGGUGCCCAUCACUUGGACGAGUUUGUGCGCAUAUGGGCGGAAUAUGAUCCAAAUGCGACUGGAAAGAUACACUAUACCGAAAUGUACGACAUGCUGAAGAAUAUGGAUCCCCCGCUGGGAUUCGGCAACAAGUGUCCCAACCGACUGGCCUACAAGAAGCUGAUCCGCAUGAAUAUGCCAUUGGAUGACGAGCUGAGAGUCCAGUUUACCACAACGUUGUUCGCUCUGAUUCGGGAAAAUCUUAGCAUUAAAAUGCGAGCGCCUGAGGAGAUGGAUCAGGCGGACAUGGAACUGCGGGAGACGAUCACCAACAUUUGGCCACUACAGGCAAAGAAGAUGCUCAACCUGCUGGUACCGCCGAGCGAUCAGCUGAACAAGGGCAAGCUGUCAGUUGGUAAAAUCUAUGCAGGUUUCCUCAUCCUGGAAUCGUGGCGGAGCACGCGAUUCGGCCAGAUUGACUCGGGAAUGCCGAAACAAUCAUUCUUUAACUGUUUGCUCGACAUGGCCGCCCUCGACAAAGGAGGAUCGCGUCAGGGCUCCAUAAGUUUUGAGCCGAAUGGGGAAGGAGCCGCCAACUCACAGACACUGUUGUUAGCCAGCACGCACCAUCACCACGCGAACGGUGAUGCCGAACACAACAACAGUUUGGCAACACUGGCACGGCGGAGUACGAUCAGAAAGCGAUCAGUUAGAAACAAAAAGAUGCUGGAGCUGCAGGAUGCGUCGAGGCAUCCCUCCCAGGAAUCACUAACCGGCGCCGAUGCUGGCCAUCUACAUCCUGGACAUUCGUACAUGAAUGGACACAGGCGAUCGCCUAGUCUGAGGCACAACGGCUCUCCUUUGGCGAGAUCUCCCAGUCCUCGACGACGUGGCCAUCAAUACAUACAUCAUGAUAUCGGGUUCUCCGAUACCGUAUCUAAUGUUGUAGAGAUGGUCAAGGAGACGCGUCAUCCUAGGCAUGGCAACAGUCAUCCGCGGUAUCCAAGAGGUUCAUGGUCAGCAUCGACAAGUCCGGCCCGUUCGCCUUCGCCUUCUCGUUAUGGUGGUCAUUUGUCUCGCAGUAAACGCACUCAACUGCCUUAUCCCACAUAUGGGACAACCAGUCUAUGUCAAAGGUCACGAUCGCCGAGUCCCGCUCGACUUCAGGAGAUGCGUGAACGAGACAGACUUGGUUAUGGGAUUGAUAUGGGUGGCGCGCACGUCCAGCACAGCUACCCAACGUUGGCAUCCCGGCGUGCCGGGAUCGGCCGCCGUCUACCGCCGACUCCCAGUAAGCCGUCGACGCUGCAGCUGAAGCCGACCAACAUCAACUUCCCCAAGCUUAACGCGAGUCCGACCCACACGCACCACUCGACGCCCCACAGUGUUCACUCGCUGCCACACCACCGCGACCUGCUGCGUGAUCCCAGAGACAUGUACUACAGCAGCAGGGAUCGCGAGCGGGAUCGGGAGCGCCUUAGGGACCGGGACCGAGAUCGAGAUCGGGAUCGAGAGCGCUUGCACGAGUACGACCUGCGAUUCGAGUACCGUGAUCGUGAACGGGAGCUGUACGAGCGCGAGCGGGAUCGCGAACGGGAGGUCGAAAGAGAAAGACUGGAAUAUAUAGCACCGCUGUCGUUCGAGCAAGCGCUGGCUAUGGGCCGAACAGGCCGUGUACUGCCAUCUCCAGUCCUGAAUGGGUUCAAGCCAAAGAGCGGCCUGAAUACUCGACACUCCGAUUCGGAUGAGGAGGAUUGGUGCUAGCAAAGGCUUUGAUUGCGAUCGCGUAAUCGAAAGGAUCAGAUCUGGGUAUAGCAUUCGGCCAUAUGCUCAUCACUGUCAGCACCGAACUUGGAUCACAAUUUUGAUACGAUACAACACGGAUACCAGCAGCAGCACCAUCCACAUCCACUGGCACACCCACAGCCACAGCCACAGCCACACCCACACCUACACCCCCAUCCAUAUCCGCAACCGUAUUCACAUCCCCUCCAUCUCCAUCACCAUCAACAUGUGAUGUACCUUCCGCACCGAAGAAGGUAUGCCCCGCAUCCAACUGACAUCAAAUUGGCCAGAGACGACGACGGCUUACAGCAGGAAUCAGUACCGAAUCGACCAUCGCAAUCGCAACUACAACUACUACAGCAACAACUACAACUACAGCAACCACUACCACUAGAUAUGCAUCAGCAACAGUGGCUCCGGCUGGGGCCAUACGAGUCCGCUGCCGCAACGAUGGCCUACUCGCUGCCCGAGACCAGAGCCACGUCGCCCCACUCCGAUAUCGAGUUCAUUGCGAGAACUACUAGAACAACAGCAACACCAAGGACAACAACAACUAACAAAAACGAAGCAAUGAUAUUAAGCGUACCAAUUAAAAUAACAACGUCCCCAUUAGCUAUUAAAAAGAUAUAUUCAGAUAA